GUGAAAAAGGAAGGGGAUAUCACCCAGGUGCAUGAUGAAGCUAGACAUUAAAAAGGCAUAUGAUUCUGUAAGUUGGAAAGCAGUUCUGCAGAUUAUGGCAGCUUUGAAAUUCCCUCCCAUAUUCAUUAAAGUGGAUCAAUUUCUGUAUUACCAGUACAGCUUAUUCCAUACAGUUGAAUGGGUUCUGCAUUACUAUACUGACAAUAGCUCCUUCACCUACCACCCAAUGUGUAAAAGUUAUAAACUUGUUAAUCUGGUUUUUGCUGAUGACUUAAUUGUUGUGAGUAAAGCAGAUGAAAAAUCAGUGAACUGUAUAUUCAAAGCUCUGAAACAUUUCUCUCUAACAACUGGUUUGCACAUCAACCAAGCCAAGUCACAGAUAGUAACUGGAGGAGUAAGGAAGGAAAUUGAAACGAGGAUAUUGGAGCUCACUAAUAUCCCUAAGGGUGACUUUCCUUUCAGAUACCUAGGUAGAGCUAGAUUGAUCAAUUCUGUUCUGUAUGGGGUUAUCUUCUUCUGGACUAGAAUCUUUAUCAUUCCCAAUAAGAAGGUUUCUCAAUGGGCUGGAACUGACCUUACUGCUCGCAAUAUUAAGGAGAUGGAAGACAAAAUUAAUAUCCUUUAUGGAAGAGUUGAGUUUCAUGACGGAGUCUGUAUAGCUUAUGAUCAUGUGGAUGAAAUCUUGAAGACGCUCCACUUAUUUCGUCAUCUUUUAGAUCUACCGUAUUCUGAUUCUGAGUUAUAUGCGUUCAAUGUGGAAAUCUAUUGCUCGAUACAAGAUUUGGUGCGUGGUACUCCAAUGGCAUUGAGUGAUAUUCCCUUGGAGUUAAAAAGUUUCAAAACAAAGAUGAUGGACGCUAUAAGGAAUCUUCUCGGUGUUCCCAUUGCUCCACUUGAUCUAGCCCCUUCAGCCACUCUACACAAUCCAACAUCUAAGGACAUGGAAUCUGUGGAGCGUACUAUUCGUAAUUCAGUGAGAGUUCUUGAAGUUGCUGAUGAUGGUGUUUCUGUUGAAGGUAUUGUUAAUGCCUUUCCAUUAGAUCUUGUAGUUGUUGAAACACCUGUAGAUGCACCGGGUAAGGGGGAAGUUGCAAAGGAUCAAACAUUGUGCAAUGCCAUCAUCGCAUGUAGCCUUGUGCCUCCUUUCAAAACCACCCAAGUAGCAGAUGUGAAUUAUACGCAAGCGGACAUCUCAUUGUCCUUUGAUAUCAUCCAGACCUCCGACCAUGCGAACAAAGUGGAGUCUGAGUAUUGGGUUUCACCGCGGGCAGCUAAGUUUGUAUUUGCUCUUCUCGCUUAUGCCCAUCGCUAUACUCCAAUCUGCAGGCUUAAUGAAGAUCUGACAUCAAGUGGCCAUAGUCUUUGGGUCAUCAUUUUCUCUCCAGGCAUGAGUGGGAGCCUCCACCUUGAGGACAAGGUGGUUUUCUAAGGGGGGUACACGUAAAUGUAAAAAUGAGAUUGGAUCGAUCUUGAGAUAUACAUUUGUGCUAAGAAGAUCAUUCCUGAACUUCUAGAUAAAAUCAAGCUGGAAUUGGAUU
This is a messenger RNA of Cuscuta campestris, 1538 nucleotides long. The record is from the annotation of a GenBank genome assembly. NCBI's taxonomy places the organism in Eukaryota, Viridiplantae, Streptophyta, Magnoliopsida, Solanales, Convolvulaceae.